GGCGGCCUGGCAGCACCGGAUUUUGGUGAACACCGUGGAGGUUUUAUAACGUGUAUUUGCUUUCAGUGAUAUUGAUAUACUGUAUAUUGGGUCCUGUGAGAACCAGAUACAAUAAAACAUGGCCGCUGAUGAAUUACUCCCUCUUCGUCUGAAUGUUGAGCUCGAUGACAGUGGUAUCGACAGCGAUGAGGACAGGGUGGCUCGAGCUAGGCUUGCAGAAUUACACCAGAAUGAAUCCAGCAGUAGCGAUGAGGAACCAAACGAAAACGAUGUCAAUGAUCCUCUUCUAGAAUCCAUUACGGAUGACUUUGAGAAAUUGAAAAUGAUGUCUCUACGUGCUGCCGAGCGCUACGCCGACUGUGAAAUAGACCGCUCUUCGCCUCAGUUGUUCGAAGUCGAGUUAACUGCUUCAGAGGAAGACGAGGAUAGCUCAGUAUUAGAGCUGGUGAUACCAUUGCAAUCGUCGCGGUAUAAGAGGGUACCAAAGAAGUCGCCCUGGUUUUGGCUCGAUGUUUUCCUGUGCUACUGCUGUCUUCGAUUGUCUUAAAUAAUAUGUUGUUCAAAUUGAUAAUUUUGGUCGGUGUCAAUUCUCCUAGUCAUUUAUUAUUUUGUGUCAAUGUUUC
Molecule: messenger RNA, 623 nt
Organism: Zerene cesonia (dogface butterfly)
Lineage: Eukaryota; Metazoa; Arthropoda; Insecta; Lepidoptera; Pieridae
Exons: 4
Coding region: 119-547 (142 amino acids)
Source: RefSeq, a predicted model, not a curated record